Amaranthus tricolor (Joseph's coat) is the source of this 1348-nucleotide messenger RNA. RefSeq names its product polygalacturonase-like. NCBI's taxonomy places the organism in Eukaryota, Viridiplantae, Streptophyta, Magnoliopsida, Caryophyllales, Amaranthaceae. The record is from RefSeq and is a predicted model, not a curated record. Gene Ontology annotation, biological process: carbohydrate metabolic process. The transcript is spliced from 6 exons. Gene Ontology annotation, molecular function: polygalacturonase activity. The coding region runs from base 1 to 1245 and encodes 414 amino acids.
AUGAGUAUGAAAGUUUUACCCGUUAUGGGUGGAGGGUGGAUGGUGGGUAUGAAUAUAACGACUCGUUUGUUAAUGUUAUCUCCCUCAAUACUCAUACUUGCCAUCAUAUCAACAUACAAUGUGGUAAGCCUAGGAGCAAAACCCGACAGAAAAACCGACUCCACCAAUGCGUUCGUACUUGUAUGGAAUGAAGCUUGUGGGUCUAUAGGGAAAUCAACAAUAUACGUGCCUAAAGGGACAUACUUUAUAGGAAGUGCCCUUAAAUUUUCGGGUCGUAAUUGUGAGACUAUAUUUAAUAAUAUGGGUAUUACCCUUAGAAUAGAGGGUACCUUACUUGCUCCAACAGAAUACAUGGCUUUGGGAAAUGUAACACAUUGGAUAUCUUUUGAAUCGGUAGUGGGUGUUACCAUUACUGGCGGUUUACUUGAUGGUCAAGGUACUAGUUUGUGGGCUUGCAAGUCUAAUGCCUAUGGUAACUGCCCUGUUGGUACUACGAGUCUAGGGUUUACAAACUCAGAAAACAUUGUAAUAAACGGAUUAAGAUCAGUAAAUAGCCAGCUGUUCCACGUCGUGAUAAAUGGAUGUGAGAAUGUAAAAUUACAACGGCUAAAAAUAAUGGCGGCGGGAAAAUCACCAAACACAGAUGGGAUUCAUGUACAACAAUCUAACAAUGUUGAGAUCACACAUUCAACUAUUGGAACUGGUGACGAUUGCAUCUCUAUUGGUGCUGGUACUACUAAUUUGGCUAUUCACAAAAUCCUUUGUGGGCCGGGCCAUGGCAUUAGUAUUGGAAGUCUAGGAAAGAGUUGGGAUGAAGCAGGAGUAGAAAAUGUGACGGUAACAGCAGUAGUAUUGAAGGGUACACAAAAUGGUGUAAGAAUAAAAUCUUGGGGUAGGCCAAGCAAUAGUUAUGUUAAAAAUGUUCUCUUCAAAGCCAUCAAAAUGGAUGUUGUUCAAAAUCCUAUAAUUAUUGAUCAAAAUUAUUGCCCUAACAACAUUGGUUGUCCUGGCCAGGAUUCAGGAGUAAAAAUAAGCAAUAUAGCAUAUGAAGACAUACGUGGAUCAUCAGCAACAAAAGUAGCAGUAAAGUUUGAUUGUAGUCCAAUGUAUCGAUGUACAAAUAUUACUAUGGAGAAUGUUAGACUUACAUAUAAUCAGGAUUUAGCAACUUCUUCAUGCAAUAAUGCUGGUGGCACUGCUCUGGGCGUCAUUCAGCCAACUAGCUGCAUCGUCCAAACUGGCUAGCUAGCUAGACCUAACACCAUACGUUAAACCGCCUCUGUUCCACGUCACAUUUUUAAAUUCAAUGUGCGAAUUUUUAGACUUAAAUGUUGUAAAAUGAAUAGGA